Molecule: messenger RNA, 2111 nt
Organism: Cryptomeria japonica (Japanese cedar)
Lineage: Eukaryota; Viridiplantae; Streptophyta; Pinopsida; Cupressales; Cupressaceae
Exons: 4
Coding region: 413-1807 (464 amino acids)
Biological process (GO): chromatin remodeling; box C/D snoRNP assembly; regulation of transcription by RNA polymerase II
Cellular component (GO): R2TP complex; NuA4 histone acetyltransferase complex; Ino80 complex
Molecular function (GO): ATP hydrolysis activity; ATP binding; DNA helicase activity
Source: RefSeq, a predicted model, not a curated record
AAUAAGGAAACCACGGAAAGCUUAUUUCUCGUAUUUUUCAAGCUUUAUCAGUUGCAGAAACGUUAUUUCCGAGUUUUUUAUUUAUAAUUCCCACGUGAAACAACGAGACAAGGUGAGGCUCUUAUUCAGAAUGCAAACAAAAAUAUUUGAGGUUUCAAUUUUCAGCGAUACAGAAAGUCAUUAAGGUUUUGUAGAGAUCAAAAUGUCCGGCAAAAAAUCAAGGACAAAAAUUUCGAACCCUAACUGAUUCCAUGCAAACUAUACCCAGAAUCGGUCUAUUUUCACAGAGUUCUACAAAAACAUAGCAUAGAAUCACAACUUUGUUAAGUUGUCUGUGAUAGAUAAAUAGGUAUCCGAAGAAACGGCUCCAAGAACUUAACUUUUUUAUCAGUGAGGGUGCAAAGCUAUUUUAAUGGCAGAGUUAAAGGUAUCGGAAAGCAGGGACUUGACACGCAUUGAGCGCAUAGGUGCGCAUUCGCACAUAAGAGGACUGGGCUUGGAUGACACUCUCGAAGCCCGCAGCGUUUCGCAGGGCAUGGUAGGUCAGAAAUCCGCUAGAAAAGCCGCAGGGGUCAUUCUGGAGAUGAUCAAGGAAGGGAAAAUUGCAGGCCGCGCGGUUCUGCUGGCCGGCCAGCCUGGCACCGGGAAAACUGCUAUCGCUAUGGGCAUGGCUAAAGCCCUAGGCGAAGAAACUCCCUUCGCAAUGAUGUCCGGUAGUGAGGUAUUUUCGCUAGAGAUGAACAAGACCGAGGCCUUGACGCAGGCUUUCAGGAAGGCAAUAGGUGUCAGAAUUAAGGAAGAAACAGAGAUUAUUGAAGGAGAAGUUGUUGAGAUUCAGAUAGAUCGGCCAGCUGCUGCAGGUGCUGCUUCAAAGACUGGGAAAUUAACACUGAAAACGACGGAGAUGGAGACUGUGUAUGAAUUGGGAAGCAAGAUGAUUGAGGGUUUGAACAAGGAGAAAGUCCAGAGUGGGGAUGUUGUAGCAAUUGAUAAGGCUUCUGGGAAGAUCACUAAGCUGGGGCGGUCUUUUGCCAGGUCUAGGGAUUAUGAUGCCAUGGGUCCGCAGACCAAGUUUGUACAGUGUCCUGAUGGGGAGCUGCAGAAGCGCAAGGAGGUCGUACAUUCUGUUACACUGCAUGAAAUUGAUGUCAUCAAUAGCAGGACACAAGGGUUUCUAGCCCUCUUUACAGGGGAUACAGGAGAAAUCCGUGCUGAAGUUAGAGAACAGAUUGAUGGCAAAGUAGCUGAAUGGAGGGAAGAAGGCAAAGCUGAAAUUGUACCCGGUGUUCUUUUUAUUGAUGAAGUUCAUAUGCUUGACAUUGAAUGUUUCUCAUUUUUGAAUCGUGCUUUGGAGAAUGAGAUGGCACCAAUAUUGGUUGUUGCAACAAAUCGGGGUAUCACAAAAAUUCGUGGGACAAAUUACAAGUCCCCACAUGGUAUCCCCAUUGAUCUAUUGGAUCGCUUGCUGAUCAUUUCAACACAACCAUAUGAAGAAGAUGAGCUGCGGAAAAUUAUUGAUAUAAGGUGUGAAGAGGAAGAUGUUGAGAUGACAGAUGAUGCCAAGGAACUUCUAACAAAGAUAGCAGUUGAGACAUCUCUGCGUUAUGGUAUUCAUUUAAUUACAGCAGCUUCUCUAGCUUGCCUUAAGCGGAAAGGAAAAUAUGUUGAGCUUGAUGAUGUCAGCCGGGUGUACUCUUUAUUUAUGGAUGUUAAGAGGUCAACACAAUUUCUCAUGGAAUAUCAGGAGCAAUUUAUGUUUAAUGAGGUUCCCGGUGAGGUUUAUGAAGAGGAUCCAAUGGCUGAAUAAUUGUUUUCCUGUGCCAUCAACAUUUUGAAGAAAGUGCACGAUUUUGUAGUAAUGAGGAUGAGAAGCAGAAGAGUUUGUAAAGCAGGCCACAUUGUUAACAAAUGCAUAGGUUUUUUUUAAUCAUUGCAUAUAUUUGUUACAUAUUAUUGGCUUGUUUUGUAAUAAUAGUUUUUGAGAUCUGAUAGACCUCAGCACCAUGCAAGUGACUGAAAUACAUUGAAUUGAAUGUUUGAAUGAAAACUGUGUUGAUAUGAAUGCUUUUUAUGUACAGAGAAAUCCAUGGUAAAGAAAUAUUGAACGUGAA